Molecule: messenger RNA, 1270 nt
Organism: Paramecium pentaurelia
Lineage: Eukaryota; Ciliophora; Oligohymenophorea; Peniculida; Parameciidae
Source: the annotation of a GenBank genome assembly
AUGGAUGUUCCUAUAAAUAAUUUCAAAGGAGUUAUGUUAUGCAAUAGGCCAAAUGAGAAUGUAAUGAUAGUAAAGGAAAAGUAUCAUUAUGAGAAUAAUUCAGACCAUUCUGUUCAAGGGUCUAACCUUAUGAUUAAUGGGGAUUGACAAAAAAGUAUGAAGAACCAAAAGUUGUUGUACCUCAAACUAAUCCUGUAUUAGAAAGACAUAAGAAAUGGUUGGAGGAAUUCAAACUCUAAAAUUAGAUUAAGAAACAUGCUAAAGAAGAAUUAUAAGCAAGAGAAGAUGAGAAAUUUUUAAGAGUUAGAGAAUUAGCAAAGAAAGAUAGAGAAGUAACUAAAAAAAUGAAGGAAGAUUAUAAAUAAAUGAAUGAGAUUAUUAAAAAAGAAUUGUCAGAAGAAAUACCAAAAAGUAAAAAGUAAUAUAAUUAUAAUAUUAAUUAAGUGUGGAAUUAACAGCAGAGAAUCUUAAGAAAUUAGAAGAAAAAUAUACUAAAUCUGAUAGUAAAACAGGUGAUAAAAAGAAGAGAUAUAAAACAAAACCUGUAUGGGCAAUGACUAAAGAAGUAAUUAACAGUUAUAAAUAUUAAAUGUUAGGAAGAAGAGUAACAUGUGAAAAAUGAAGAAGAUGAACUCUUAAAUUUUGUUGAAAAUUUAGAUUAUGAUUCAUAUAUUAAUGAUUUAGAAGUAAUUAAUUAUAAUAAUUUAGGUUAAUGUUAUGCUCAAAGCUCUAUAAUAAAGAAUUACUGAAAUUAAAAAAUAAGAGUAUUAAUAAGAAAAAUCAAAUAAUCAACCAGAAUAAAAGUAAGAAUAAAGAGAACCUGAUAUUUAUGAUAAAAUUAGUUAAUCUUUAAGUAAAAAUGAUGAAGCAAGAUCUGUUCAUUCAGAAAAGACAUAAAGUAAUUAUAAUCUUUAAUUUAGAUUCAAUUAAUCAAUUAAAAAAGAAAUAAGAAUUAAUAGAAUAGGGUAAGUAAGAUUGGGAUAAGACAACUACAAAUGGAGAUUAAAAAGCAUCAUUGGAAGAUAGAAUUGCAAAACAUGUUGCUGAUGAAAUUCUUAAUCAAUAUAAAGUAUAGAUAGAAAUGGCACGUAUUAGAAUCUAUCAAAUAUACAUUCCAACUCUUCAAUCAGAAAAAUAUUAGAAAGAGAAGCCAAAAAGACUCUUAUAGAGACUGGUUUACCUGGACCUGUUAUUUCAGUAAUAAAAAAUGAGAAGAUGCCAAAAGAUCCAAAUACUUUACCUUACUUACAUCGUAAUCCAGCCAUUUGAU